AGCUCAAAUCUCCUCCCCGGAUGCCGCAGAAUCCCUAAAACACAGUCAUUGCCACACACUCAUUUUUUCGGGUUGUUCAUGGUGCGGAUCUGUGAGAGGAGGAUGAAGUUUUUGUUGGCUGUCACAUUGAUCGUUGGCUCGGUGAUUUUCCUGCUUUUCCCGAGCGGAUCGGAGGCGGAUGAAAAGAAAAAGGGACCCAAAGUCACGGCCAAGGUGUACUUUGACAUCAGGAUCGGCGAUGAGGAUGUAGGACGGAUUGUCAUUGGACUCUUUGGAAAAACUGUCCCUAAAACGACAGAAAAUUUCCUCCAGCUGGCCACUGGCGAGAAAGGAUUUGGUUACAAGAGCAGCAAGUUCCACCGUGUGAUUAAAGACUUCAUGAUCCAGGGAGGAGAUUUCACUAGAGGAGACGGAACCGGAGGUAAAAGCAUCUAUGGAGACCGUUUCCCUGAUGAGAACUUCAAGCUGAAGCAUUAUGGUCCUGGUUGGCUCAGCAUGGCCAAUGCCGGCAAAGACACCAACGGCUCCCAGUUCUUCAUCACCACUGUCCAAACGCCAUGGCUGGACGGCAAACAUGUUGUGUUCGGCAAAAUCCUAGAAGGCAUGGAUGUGGUGAAAAAGAUUGAGAGCACACAGACAGAUGGGCGAGAUAAGCCCCUCAAGGACGUCAUUAUCCACGACUCUGGCAAGAUCGAGGUGGAAAAGCCUUUUGCAGUGGCUAAAGAGUAAUUUAAGUGUGGGGGAACAACAGGACUCUGGGUUUAGGGGAUUGGAUUUGGUGCCACUGGAGUUCUAGUGGAAAGAGAGUGUGUGUGUGUGUGUGCUCAUUGUAGCUCCGCCCCCUUGCGGGUCCGACACACACCAGUCCUGAUCCACAGAGAGGCACAUCCUGGGUCCAGUUCAAACCGGCAUUCCACACGGUCAGAUUCCUGACCCACUUCAACCUGCUUUUGUAAACUAAUCUUCAAUAAAGGAUCCAGGUUUUCUUAA
Messenger RNA from Carassius auratus (goldfish), 990 nucleotides. Its product is annotated as peptidyl-prolyl cis-trans isomerase B. Gene Ontology annotation, cellular component: intracellular membrane-bounded organelle; cytoplasm. The record is from RefSeq and is a predicted model, not a curated record. The coding region runs from base 79 to 729 and encodes 216 amino acids. NCBI's taxonomy places the organism in Eukaryota, Metazoa, Chordata, Actinopteri, Cypriniformes, Cyprinidae. Gene Ontology annotation, molecular function: peptidyl-prolyl cis-trans isomerase activity; cyclosporin A binding. The transcript has 5 exons. Gene Ontology annotation, biological process: protein peptidyl-prolyl isomerization; protein folding.